AUGAAGAUCGACGGCGGGGGACACGAUCGCGACGAAGACGGCGAUGAAAGCCGACCUGCCAAGCGGCAGCGAACACUAUUUAGUGAAAUUAUCACCCGUGCUACUACUCUUCUUCAACCCUCCAGGUUUUUCCAGCGCUUCCUCCCUAGAUUCACCCGCUCCCAUCUGUUCUACCCGCCGUCGCCGUCGCGGGAUAUAGUUCCUCCUUCUCCUUCUUCGUCGAUUGUUCUGCCUCCGAAACACGACGUCUUCAUCAGCUUCAGAGGAAUUGACGUUCGCGACAAUUUCCUGAGCCACCUCAACUCGUUCCUCACACACCAGAAGAAAUUCGCUGUCUACAAAGACGAUUCAGAUCUCGAAAGAGGAGAGGAGAUCUCGCCGUCGCUGUUGGAGGCGAUCGAGAGAUCGGCGUGCUACAUCGUGAUUUUCUCCCCCAAUUACGCUGGUUCACCGUGGUGUUUGGACGAGCUCGUGAGGAUCCUCGAGUGCAGUGAUCGGUAUGGGCGGCGGGUAGUUCCGGUGUUCUACGGCGGCUUGGACCCUUCUUAUGUCGAAAAUCAAACUGGAAGCUACCGGAUACUCCCCAAGGGGGAGGCGGUUGACAAAAUUCGGAGUUGGAGAGCUGCGUUGACUAAGGCAGCUGGCAUUUCGGGCUUCGAUUCACGAGUUACCAGGCGCCAUCAGGUAGUGGUGGACCGGCAGCUGGACCUCCCCAACAAAUAUGAAGGUGGUGACGGAGGAGCAAGUCGUAGUUCCUGUGAAUCGAUCCGCCCAGCGAGUUCUCCACCGGCAGAACGGCUCGAUCCGCGAUCCAGAGCUCCACCGCCUGGAAAGCGACCUCGAACUGGUCGCACGGAAUCGCCUCACAUUUCGACAAAAUCCAGAGCAGCCUUAACGAUUGGGACCAAAUCCAGGUCAAUUGUCUUGUGACCGUUGACGGAAGCGAUGGAAUCAACAACAACAAGUCCAUUUUCUCCUCCAGAUCUACUUUCAGGAGGCUGCUCCUGUCCAACGACUUUGUUGGAGAGGAUAGCGCAUGCCAGUCAGAUCUGCUGGAGACGACGCCGGCAGGGAAGUUGACGGAGUCGUAGAAGCGAUGGAUGCAGUGGACUGUUAGCGAACUAACCACUUGGCCCCAAUAACUCGAGUUAUUGGGAAAGCGAUAGUUAAGCCUUUUAACCUUUUAUACGCCCCCUCAAACGAAAG
Messenger RNA from Linum tenue, 1206 nucleotides. The record is from the annotation of a GenBank genome assembly. Lineage: Eukaryota; Viridiplantae; Streptophyta; Magnoliopsida; Malpighiales; Linaceae.